AUGAUUACUUUAGGUGUGAUUGGAGCUCUUUUAACUAUUCUUGUAUUCACACGACAAAAGGCGUUUCAACGCAAUCCAACGACCAUCUAUCUCCUAGCUGGUGGAAUUAUGACAGCAAUACAUUUGCCCACGAUUUAUCUGCAAAGUAUUCUUGUCGAUGGUUUUGGCUUAGGAGUAUUCAACACGAAUGAAAUCGCGUGUCGCGAACAUAAUUAUUUACUUUACGUCACAACAGUACCGACAAUUUCAUUUCCAUGCUUUGCGGCAUUUGAUCAGUAUGCAAGCACACGUCGUGAAGCGAGUUUUCGAAAUCGAUGGCGAUCGUUACGAUUGGUUCGACUCUUGAUUGUCAGUUCAGUUGUUUUCUGGGCACUAGUCUACAUACCGAUCCUUUUCAUCAGUCACAGCGUUAAUAAUAUCUGUGUGAUGGAAUCGGGUGUAAUAGCAAAUAUCAAUGACUAUUUUUUGACACCAUUAGUUUACACAAUUAGUCCGUUAACCUUUAUUGUUGUGUUCACUUGGAAAACGGUGGAAAAUCUUCGUUCAACCUUCAUCACCAAGCAAUGCAGUAAAUUUACUAAACAAAUCCGUCGUAUGCUCACUCCUCAAUUGAUCGUUCUUGCGAUUUCGGGAAUUCCAUUUGGUUUACAAAGUGUUUAUUUCAAUCUCACAAAUGAUAUUCCCAAAGACAAUCAACGACAAGCAAUCGAACAUUUAUUCGUGCAAAUCAAUCGUUUAUUCUACCAUUGUAAUUUCGUUUGUCCGUUUUAUAUCUAUUUCUACAUGUCAAGCGAAGUUAGAAAAGUCGUCAAACAACUGAUGAGAAAGUUUUUCAAAUUCAAUUCUAUGACAACAUUACGAGCAAUGGAUGGCAACACUCGCACAUUCUAA
Messenger RNA from Adineta ricciae, 891 nucleotides. The record is from the annotation of a GenBank genome assembly. NCBI's taxonomy places the organism in Eukaryota, Metazoa, Rotifera, Eurotatoria, Adinetida, Adinetidae.